This is a messenger RNA of Rhineura floridana, 5737 nucleotides long. It is a transcript of the gene ENGASE, whose product is annotated as endo-beta-N-acetylglucosaminidase. Gene Ontology annotation, molecular function: mannosyl-glycoprotein endo-beta-N-acetylglucosaminidase activity. The coding region runs from base 1739 to 3817 and encodes 692 amino acids. Gene Ontology annotation, biological process: protein deglycosylation. The transcript has 14 exons. The record is from RefSeq and is a predicted model, not a curated record. Gene Ontology annotation, cellular component: cytoplasm. NCBI's taxonomy places the organism in Eukaryota, Metazoa, Chordata, Lepidosauria, Squamata, Rhineuridae.
AGGGCAGAAUCUGGGAGAUAGGAGAGUAGUGACUCAGUCAUAUCUUGAUACUCUUGCUCUGUUAAUUUGGAAAAUUGUGACAACUACUAAUUUGUUGGGAUAUCUCAAGGCAGGUUCUGUUCCAGUGCUAAAAGCAAGGGCAUCCCCAAGCCCUUUUAAGUCGUCAUUGUAGUUAUCAUUUAUUACCUGCCCUUCACCCAAAGGUCCUGGGAUGGGUUGCAACAAUUUUAAAAUACGGCAUUAAAAAUAAUUUUAAAACAACAUAAGAUCCCAAAAUAGGGCGAGUCCUAAAAAUAUAAGUCUCAGGUGUCAAAAGCCAGGAUAAAAAGGUGGGUCUUCAGCAUUCACCUAAAACCGUACAGUGAAGUUGCCAGGUGAACUAUCUGCUGAUCUCAACUCUUGAGAGGGUCUGUAGGGAAGGAGAUGGUCUUCAAAUGGCUUACAUGGUGACUUCCUGGGUUCCAGGUUAAAGCGGGGACAGGAAUUCCUGAAAGCACAUCACGGUAUAUUUUUUUAAAAGUGUAGCCAUCCUGCAUUAAAGGUGAAGCAGAUGUAUGACUAUAGGGACAGGAAACUGUGAACUAGAAGGGAAAUAAAAGUGCUAGGAUAUGUAGGAGAAAACAAACACACACAUUUUUGGGGAAGCAGAAUAUCAUUAAGGGCAUCAGAGGGAACAACGAGAUUAAUUGCCCAAGACAGAAUGACAGUCCUCAAAGUGGAAAAACAGUGUCCAGAUCAAAACAACAGAGUAAUGAUUGAAAAUAACUGUGGAACAACAAUUCCCAGCCUGAAAAAUCUGUCCAGGGGAAUGAAAUUUGAAUGACAGCGUCCAUUGUGGAAUAACAAUGGAAUGGUGGUAUGUGGAGUAGAAAGACUGCUCCUAGGAUAAAUGGACAUUGAAAUUAACACUGUCAGGAACAGAAUGUUAGUUCUCAGAGUGGAAUGACAUAGUCAGGAGUGAGAUAAUAGUAGAUUGGCCACAGGACACCCAGAGGGCCCUGCCCACCGAACUGUUGAGCCACGGAGAGUGAACCACUGUCCACCACUAUACUUUCACCAUAAACACGUCCUGAUAACAAAGUAGUAUCAUUCUUCCACUCCCCCACAUUUGGUAUUUCAGAAGAAAAAGUCUCCAACACAUUUCUUUUCUGAAUUACCCCCCAUUUGCUUCUCUUUCAGUUUUAACACAAGCAUUAUUUACAUUUCCCAGUUUAAAAAAAAACAGUUUGUGUUCCUUGACUCUCCGUGGAGGCAUUGCCCCACCAACCUCAGCCUGCCCUCAGCUAACCUUCCUGUCUUCCCACUCACAUCCGGGGGGUGGGUGGCUGUCAGCUUCCUCCUACUAAGCCUCUGUGUUGCCCUUGUAGAACUCAGCAGGGGCAAAGCCGGCAUGAGUGGGCUCUGCCUGUCAUGAGCUGUGGCUCCACUGACUGUUUGGGCUCUCUGCCUUCUGCCCUACCAGUCCCAAUGGGCACCCACCACCACUGCUGCCUCUACAUUUGGGGACCCUGGUUUGGAGACAUUACCAUAGCCAAGUAGUCUCCUAACAGAAUAUUUCUGUGCAAGCAAACUUUGUUGCGGUCAUACCAACAUAGGAAGUGUCCUUAUACCCAGUCAGACCAUUGGUCCAUCUAGCUCAGAACUGGCCACAGGCAAGGAGUCUCUCUCAGCCCUACCUGGAGAUACCGGGGCGGGGCUGAUGCUCUACCACUGAGGAACUUACAGCUUGCAGCUUGAUAUGGAGAGCCAGAGAACCUCAGUCCUCCACCGGGUGGUUAAUUUUGCCCCUGAUCCACUCCCUGCUAGGCAGUAUGACAGAGAGACCACUGAGCCAAUCAGCUUCUACCUCUUGGGUUUGGAAGAGCUGCUUGCCUGGAAACCCACAAGCGAUGAUGCUUUCAACGUGUCCACAGAGCUGUUGGCCAAGCGGCAGCCUUCCCUCAACAGCCGUAGGCCCCGCACGCUGGUGUGCCAUGACAUGAAGGGGGGCUACCUUGAAGACAGGUUCAUCCAAGGCGCAUUGGUACGUAACCCCUAUGUGUUCUACCACUGGCGCUACAUUGACAUCUUUGUGUACUUCAGUCAUCACACGGUCACCAUUCCACCUGUGGUCUGGACUAAUGCUGCUCACCGCAAUGGUGUCCUCAUGCUGGGGACGUUCAUCACAGAGUGGACAGAUGGUGCAAAGAUGUGCGAGUCAUUUUUGGCAGGCGAGGAGGAAGCGUACCGUGCUGUCGCCGAGCAGCUGGCUGCGAUCGCGCAGUUCUAUUGUUUUGAUGGCUGGCUGGUCAACAUUGAGAACUCUUUGAGUGUGUCGGCAGCCCACAACAUGCCUCACUUCUUGCGCUAUCUGACGGCCCAGGUGCACAGAGCUGUGCCGGGAGGACAGGUGGUGUGGUACGACAGCGUCCUGCAAAGCGGAGAGCUCAGGUGGCAGAAUGAGCUUAACGAGAAGAACCGGGUUUACUUUGAUGCUUGCGACGGCUUCUUUACGAACUAUAACUGGAAGGAGGAACAUCUGCUGCGGACAAGAGAGACGGCUGACGAUCGUCGGACUGACAUCUAUGUAGGGGUGGAUGUGUUCGGCCGGGGUGAAGUUGUGAGCAGCGGCUUCGACACUAACAAGUCACUGCGCAUGAUUCGGAAGCAGGGCCUUUCAGUGGCCAUCUUUGCACCUGGCUGGGUAUAUGAGCACUUGGGCCCAACAGACUUCCUGAACAAUGAGGACAAAUUCUGGGCCCUGCUGUCUGAACUUCUGCCCACUCAUAGCGUUGGCUCCCUCCCCUUCUGCACCUCCUUCAGCCUGGGGAUGGGUAAGAGGCACUUCAGCAAUGGGCAGGAGAGGAGGACCGAGCCGUGGUACAACCUGAGUGCUCAGGAGAUCCAGCCGAUGUAUGCUGAGCGCAGGAUGUUGAGCGGCGGCUGGCUACGGACCCGGAGCUGCCUGCAGGAUGCCUGGUGCGGAGGGAAUUCUCUGCUGCUGGAAGGGGUCAUCCCGCUCAAUGCUAAUCAUGUCACAGUGAGGCUGUUUUCAUUCCAGAUGCCGGCCCCCCCUCGAUUGUUCCUGGUCUUCAUUUAUAAACCCGAGGCCUCCUUCCAAGCACUCACCUUUGCACCGGAAUUCACUACUCGGGAGUCGCGUUCCUGUCUCUCCAGCAGUGAGCCUGCUUUGCCAGCAGGACCAAGAUCACAUAAGCCCACCCUGCUCCGUGCACCUCCUCCCCACCUUGCCCAGUUGCUGAAAGAGAAUGGACCACAUGGGGAACGUGGCUGGCAAAGCCGAUGCUAUGAGCUGGAGCUCCAGAAUUGCUUCCUGGAUGAACUUUCAGUUACUGUGUCCAGUCGCCAGUCUGGCCAAAGCAAGGUGCCCUUUGCUUGCCGCCUGGGCAAGGUCUGGGUGCUGGAUGGUGCUGCUGUGCACUUGCUGUCACCAGCUGAUGCUGUUAGUCCAAUGUCACCCAUGGACGUUUCCCAUGUUCGUUGGCAACGGGCUUCAUCUGGGCAGCUCUCUCUUAGUCUCACUUUGCGCUGGACCUACCCUCCUAGCAAGGCCACUUGCUUCCACGUGCACUAUCGGAGCAGGCCAUGCGCCACUGGUCCUGACCGUCCUCUGCUCCAGAUUGGGGAAGCACAUGCCUCCCUGUACCGCGUGACUGAGCUAACAGUGCCUGAUGCUUCUUCUGAGUCUUCUUGCCAUUUGGAAUUCCUUGUGGAACCAGUGGCUGAUGAUGGGGUCAGGGUAGACACUGCGAUGUGGGGGAAAUUGGUCUUUGUGUACUCUGAUCCAAAGCUACCUAGUACUGACCCCAGUGCCUGAAGAAGCCCACUCAAUCUACCUUUGGAUCUUGGUGGGUAAGGCCCUUCCCUGUCCCAGACUUGUGAGUAUUAGGCACUUUAUAAAAUAGGGAGAAGGCUUUUAUUUGUGGCACUGACACUUGCACACUCAAGCCUCUGAAAUGCAAGCAGAGGCAUUCAGUAUCCAAAGAUAAUUUUUCAUUGGGUGAACACUUUAACGGAGUAGUUAUACCCCAGAAAAAGAAAGUCUUUUAGGGAGAUACAUCCUCACAAAACAGUUCAGCACUGUACCUUAUCAAGACAUAACAUACGUUUGAAACAACUUUUAAAAUUAUUUUUAAAAUCUAUUAAAGACAAUGUUAUAAAUAGGAACCUGUCAUUAAGGUGGAAACAACUUUAAUCAAAGCUCUACUGGUAAUGAAGUACAUAUUUUAUCAUUUUUACAAACUGAUUAAAAGAUCUAGGUAAAGCCGUCAGUUCUCGUCACCAACAUGUCUCAUGCAGAAUUUAACAGAAAGGCUGUAGCUUAUGAAGCUUUUGAGACCAAAUCACAAAUCUUUCUUUUGCCCGGAGAAAAUCUAUGUUAAGAUAUAUUGUUAUAAUUAAAAUUUCUUGGCAAAUAAGAAAUUUAGCAUAAGUUGAAUAGGAAAAAAUGUAUUGGGCACUUAACUAAGUAAGCUGAAGACUUGUGAAGGUCUUUUGGAUGAAGAGCUCCAAAAAGCAUAGCCUUUAAGAAAGGAAAAUGAACUGCUGAUGAAACAUGUAUUGCUGAUUAUUCUUCUAAUACGGGAAGAGAGAACUGUGAGGUGUUUUAGUACCUAGUGAAUUUCUGCUUGCUCCUUCAGGCUGAAAAAUGGAUUAUUUGCUCUACUUGAAUAGAUUUCAUUCUAUUUGUUGCAGGGGUGAGGCUGUCCUGGGACCAUCCAGGGUCAAGCUUUGCCACCUGCCUUGCCCCCUCACCCCUGCUCUCUGUGACAUCUUUUUGGGGACUGCUUUUUGCCAGGAAGAUGAAUGCAUUUGGCUUUUAGGUGUUUCCCCCCCCCCCAAAUGUUAGGUUUUCAUUGUCUUAAAUUUUUGUAAUUUAUAUCUGUUUCCUUACUUGUAUUUUGUAUUUGUUUUUAUGAGUUGUCCUGGGGGCCUUUUUGGCCAAAAGGCAGCACAGAAAUAAACUAUAACAUGCUAAGGAAGACGUGCAAGUCAAAUCUGUCUAUGGCGGAGGAACUGUUUGUGUACAAAUACAUUGAUGAUGAUUUACAUUAACACUUUGUGUUUGGUAGAAUGAUAAAAUGUGUACUUCUUUGCUCCUGCAUCAAUAGAACUCUGAGUUGAUUAUAACCAUAAACUGUUUUAGUAAUUAGUGACACAAAACUAUUUGCAACACAGUUAUUUGUGUUUAAUUUUAAAGGAUGUUUUAAUAGUAUGUUGCAACCUCUAAUGAACUCUCCCUGUACAAUUUUGAACCCCAACUCCUGAAUAAAGUACAAUUAUCAUGUACCACCAGAAGUGCCUUGUGGUAGCAGCAAGUGAUUUACCCCGAUUUCUGGGAUUCAGCAACCAGCCAUGAAGAUUGAAAGAAGAAAUAAUAUUUUUUUGCACUAUGGUGGUGAUGGAGAUUAUUUUUAUUCCCCUAUCCUGUCAAUUAAGGAUUGCAGGAAAGGACUGCUGGUGCUACCGAUUGGGUAACUGAGACAGAGAUUGCCAGAAAUGGAUGACGUAAGGGAUAAAAGGAAAGCAAAGAGUUCUGAAUAUGUCUAGUUUUAGAAUUACCGCAAAAUAUUAAGGUCCAUCAGUCAUAACUGAAAUACUGGAUAAUCGCAAUGUUUAUUUCCACACUAAAUUUCUGCUUUCGUCUAAAAUUUAUUCUACUAUGUUUUAAAGAGUAAAUAUAAUUCAGGAGUUUCCUACUUUUCCCCCCAGCUACUAAUAAAUUCACAAAAGAAAA